Molecule: messenger RNA, 1251 nt
Organism: Sorex fumeus (smoky shrew)
Lineage: Eukaryota; Metazoa; Chordata; Mammalia; Eulipotyphla; Soricidae
Product: platelet-activating factor receptor-like
Exons: 1
Biological process (GO): chemotaxis; G protein-coupled receptor signaling pathway
Cellular component (GO): membrane
Molecular function (GO): platelet activating factor receptor activity; G protein-coupled purinergic nucleotide receptor activity
Source: RefSeq, a predicted model, not a curated record
GCAAUGGAGUCAAAUGACUCCCACCGUGUGGAUUCUGAGUCCAGGUACACUCUCUUCCCCAUCUUCUACAGCAUCAUCUUUGUGCUGGGGGUAAUAGCCAACAGCUAUGUGCUGUGGGUUUUUGCCCGCCUGUACCCUUCCAAGAAACUCAACGAGAUAAAGAUCUUCAUGGUGAACCUCACCACGGCAGACCUGCUGUUUCUGAUCACUCUGCCCCUGUGGAUCAUCUACUACUACAACCAGGGCAACUGGAUUCUCCCUAAAUUCCUGUGCAACCUGACUGGUUGCUUCUUUUUCAUCAACACCUACUGCUCGGUGGCCUUUUUGGGUGUCAUCACUUACAACCGUUUCCAGGCCAUGACACAGCCCAUCAAGACGGCUCAGGCCACCACACGCAAGUGGGGCAUCUAUUUGUCCCUGGUCAUUUGGGUGGCUAUUGUGUCUUCUGCCUCCUACUUCUUUUUUGACGACUCUACCAAUGUUGUGCCCAACAAGUUGGGUUCAGGCAACGUCACCCGCUGCUUUGAGCAUUAUGAGGAGGGCAGCAUCCCAGUCCUCAUCAUCCACAUCUUUCUUGUGUGCAGUUUCUUCCUUGUAUUCCUCCUCAUUUUCUUCUGCAACCUGGUUAUCAUCCGGAAGCUGCUCAUGCAGCUGACCCAGCUGCAGAGCAACAUGGAAGUCAAGUGUCGGGCGCUGUAGAUAGUGUGCACUGUCUUGGCCGUAUUCAUCAUUUGCUUUGUGCCCUACCAUAUAGUGCAGCUGCCCUGGACCCUGCUGGAACUGAAAUUCCUGAAGACCCAGUUCCAUCAGGCCAUUAAUGAUGCCCAUCAAGUCACCCUUUGCCUUCUGAGCAACAACUGCGUCUUAGACCCCAUCAUCUACUGUUUCCUCACCAAGAAAUUCCAGAAGCACCUCACUGAGAAGUUCUGCAGCCUACGCAGCAGCCGGAAAUGCUCCCGGGCCACCUCAGAGACAGGGACUGAAGUGGUCAUGCACAGCUCCAGGUCUCAUCAGGAGACCGUUACUGCCUGGAAUCUUCCUCAGAGAGGAGCCCAGAGGCCAGAGCCAGGGGCUUGCUGCUCAUUUAUUCAGCACCAGUCAAGGAUUAGACACUGGCCGCAAGGCAGAGAGUUUUCUCAGGUCAGUUGCUGGAAGCCAAGCAAGGCCCCUCCCAGCCCCGGGCUCCUAGGUGGCCACUUCACACCAUAUCCACUCAAGAAGGAGGCUCAGCAGGAGCUAGAGGCCAGCUGA